AUGACCUGCGCAGAGGAGGAGCAGCUAAACAGGAUUACGCCCGAUGAGGGCAACUUGUCCGAAGAGGACAAGAACAAAGAGACAAAUCUGAAUGAUGAGAUCAAUUGCAUCAAAGAGGCGGGAACGGACGACAUCAAGUGCAUGAAGUGCAAGGAGCCGAAGGACGACGAGGCCAGCACAGUCGAGAGCGAGCGGGUCUACGAGGAGGUCACUGAGACCUCCCUUUGGCUCGAUGUAAAGCCUGGCCUGGACAAGACAGAUCCUCAGAAGAACGCCGUUCUGGAGCAGGUCACCGCUCUCGGAGAUGAUGUGUUCGGAGACGACCCGUUGGUUGGUUGCUCCAAGCGCGGUGGCUGGAGAAUGCACGUUGCUGUCGGUCAGGCGGCAGAGAAGACCGUUCUCCUGGGUUUCAUUGUCUGGCGCAUUAAGCCGGAGCGCAAUAUGCUCAUC
Symbiodinium pilosum is the source of this 450-nucleotide messenger RNA. Lineage: Eukaryota; Dinophyceae; Suessiales; Symbiodiniaceae. The record is from the annotation of a GenBank genome assembly.